AUACAAAAAGAUUCGUUUUGUUAGGUUUCCAAGAAAAGAUUUUGCUAAUUGUGAAUUAAUUACGGAAGAUACAAAUAAAUUAAAGAGAGAGAGUCUGAUGACAGCAGAGGCCAGGAGGUGAGGUGAGGUGGGUAGGCGAACGAAGUAAAAGAAGAGAUAAGCAUAUAACUCACUCAAACGUAACAAUUCUCUCCUCUCUCUCUCUCUCAGCCGAGGAUCUAGUGGAGAUGGCGGCGGCACCGGCGAGGACGGAUUCGAAGAGCCAGGCGUCGAUACCGCCCUACAUGAAGGCAAUCUCGGGCUCGCUCGGCGGAGUCGUCGAGGCGUGCUGUCUCCAGCCGAUCGACGUCAUCAAGACGCGUCUCCAGCUAGAUCGCGGGGGCGCCUACAAGGGAAUCGCGCACUGCGGUUCCACGGUGGUUCGCACCGAAGGCGUCCGCGCUCUGUGGAAAGGUUUGACGCCGUUCGCGACUCACCUGACGCUCAAGUACACGCUUCGGAUGGGAUCCAACGCCAUGUUCCAGACCGUGUUCAAGGACUCGGAGACGGGAAAGGUGAGCAACCACGGCCGUUUGCUAUCCGGAUUUGGCGCCGGUGUUCUCGAAGCGCUCGCCAUUGUUACACCCUUUGAGGUGGUGAAGAUUAGACUUCAGCAACAGAAAGGUUUGAGUCCCGAGCUUUUCAAGUACAAAGGUCCCAUCCACUGUGCUCGUACCAUCGUCAGAGAAGAAUCCUUUUUGGGUCUAUGGUCUGGUGCUGCACCCACCGUUAUGCGUAACGGCACCAACCAAGCUGUCAUGUUCACUGCUAAAAACUCCUUUGACGUCCUCUUGUGGAACAAGCACGAAGGCGACGGCCAAGCCUUGCAGCCCUGGCAGUCCAUGAUCUCUGGGUUCUUAGCUGGAACCGCUGGUCCCUUCUGCACCGGACCUUUUGAUGUGGUCAAGACCAGGUUGAUGGCUCAGACCAGAGACGGUGAAGGUGGGCUGAAAUACAGAGGGAUGGUUCACGCCAUUAGGACCAUUUAUGCUGAGGAAGGAUUAGUGGCUCUAUGGAGAGGAUUGUUGCCGAGGCUGAUGAGGAUUCCUCCUGGACAAGCCAUUAUGUGGGCUGUUGCUGAUCAGGUCACUGGUCUUUAUGAGAAGAGAUAUCUCCUUAACGCACCUUUAUAGAGAGUGAGAGAGACAUGACAUUUGUUUCUUUUCAUGUUGGUUUAUUUUUGUGAGAAAUGGGAAAAAUCCAAACUCAAUUCUCCCCAAGACAUUUUUGAUAAUAACGAAACACACUCUUAGGGUUAGGGAUGUGUAUUCAAUUCAGAGUGAUGGGAAGAUUUAUAUGAUUUUAUAUGAAUUGGAAAUUUUGAUAUGA
Brassica oleracea var. oleracea is the source of this 1368-nucleotide messenger RNA. Its product is annotated as mitochondrial succinate-fumarate transporter 1. The record is from RefSeq and is a predicted model, not a curated record. Gene Ontology annotation, biological process: succinate transport; fumarate transport. The coding region runs from base 228 to 1172 and encodes 314 amino acids. The transcript has 2 exons. Lineage: Eukaryota; Viridiplantae; Streptophyta; Magnoliopsida; Brassicales; Brassicaceae.